UCGGCAUAACACACAUUACGAACUGGGUGGGAGGGUGUUUUUCGGAAGGCGUACUGGCCGGGCGUGUGAUGUGAAGUGAAUCCGACUCGUCUACAUUGCACAAUCAUUUAGAACAAAGGGGCAAACACCUCCAGAAAGAACCGCAUUUUGUGAUAACAUUUCUAGUCAAAAAGUCUGCACCACCCGUCACCACCCCGUUACGAGUUGCUGUUUCACCAAUUCCGAUAUAAAAAAAAGGUACUGCAACUAAAUGGAUACCACUUUCCCACCACCGUGUGCCAUUAUUUUUGAAACCCGUGGAAAACGCCACGAUUGAUAAAAACCCGGUGAGGUCGCGCAUAUACACAUCCGGUUGCAUAUGUAGUUGUACCGAGCGGAUAUCGGACCAGCGAAGCGCGGAAAUCACCCGAUGCCAGAAACAAAUCGUACGUGAAGUGGCAAACAGGUGCACAAACAAGCCUGGAAGAAGCAAGCAGACGAGUAAAACGGAGGUAGCGUCGAUUAAAAUAGUAACAUUCAUACGACACACGGAGAAGGUUGGUGUGCGCUUAUCGCGACCCCAAGGAACUUGUUACAAUCGCGUCGAUUGUACACGCUGAAUCGUAAACGAACAGUGUGACGCCCUUUCCCUUCAGAACAUUGCGCCCCCGAUAAAGGGGGUCUCCGAAACAACCUGCAACGAGGUCGGCAAUGCAACGACAGUGAAAUCGAACGAAAACCGGAGUUUCGUAAUACUGUACCAACACAGUUUGAACUCUGUACGCUAGGAAGUAGUGCAAGUGUCAAGCCGGAGACGCACAGAUCCACAUCAUGUUUACGUCAUUAAAGAAUAAAAUUCGCGAAGAAACUGGCAACGAUGUAGCACCACUGUCCGUGUCACGUACUCGUCGAAGUCGGCCAGAAUCACUCACCAGCGCCAGUUCGAUUGAUGAGCUCAGCGUCCUGGAGCAGAAAGAUGCCGAGUUAAGUGCCACCCGGCUCGAGCUGCAGGAACUUGCGGGACAUUUGAGUGGCUUCCGGGAGCAGACGCGUUCGCUCGAAGAAGAAACCGCUCGGCUGAAGCAAUCCAACAGUGCACUCGAGGCUAAACUACAGGCAAGCCAGCUGCAGCGGGACCUGCAGCGUGAGGAACAGGACAAGAUACAGAACUGCCAGCAGCAGGAAAUAUCGAAGCUGAAAAGUAUGCUGCUAUUUCGCGAACAGGAAGCGAUCGAUCGAAUAGCGCAUCAGAAGAAUGCGGAACAGCAAGCCGAGAGCCUUCGGCAGGAGGUGAACCGGCUGCGAGAACUCGAACCGAUGCUGGAAAACACCCAGGACGAGCUGGAAAAUCUGCGCCAUUCGUCACAGUGCGAGCGAAACAAUCUGAUUUCAAAGCUGGCCGCUGUUGAGGAAGCGAACCGGCAUCUGAAAAGCCGCGUACUGGUGCUGGAAAAUACGCGAGUCUCGCUCGGCACGAACAGUGGCAGUACGGACGAGAAGGUGCAGUGUUUGUUGCAAGAACGCGACCUGUUGGAGCAACGUCUGGAGGUGGCCCAUUUGCAUCUAUCCGACAUUAAGACACGCUGGAGCGUUCAGAACAUGACGCUCGAAACGCAGGUAAGCCGAUUGUCGCGCCAAGUUGCAGAAGAAACCACCGAAAAGCAUAACGCGCUCAAGGUAAAGGACGAGUUAAUCGAGAAACUAAAGCAGCUUGAGUUCGAGUUCGAGAAGCUACGAUCGGAAGUAACCCAACGUGACAAUAAGAUCAAACUUAUGAAUGAAGAAAUCGAUGAACUACAUUCGGCACUCCGUGAGGCACGUGAGCAGCAUGAAGAAGAGGUCACGUUCAUGAGCAGUAAAGUAGAACAACUACAGACGGAGUGUACCGACCUGCGCACGAACUUGGCCGAUUCGGAAAAGCGACUGCUAGAGUGUUUGGAGAGUGCAGACCGCAGUACCGGUGCCUAUCAGGGACAGGUAGCUGAGCUAGAAAACACUGCGCGAGAACUUAAUCGUCAGCUGGCCAGUGAAACACAGGAGAAGAUGGCUGUCCUGAUGAAGAAUGCAGAAAUGUCGCAACAGGAGGAAAUAUUGCGCCAAGAACUGAGACAUGAAAAGGAUGAAUCGAUCGAGCUUCAUGAUCGUGCUAUAAUGCUGCAGCAUGAACUAGAUAAACGCCUAAAUACUGUCAAUGAGCUGAGAAAACAGGUGGACGAACUCAUGACUACGAAUCUCAAUCUAAACGCUGAUCUUGUCGAUAAAAAUAAGAUAAUAAAAACAUUAAAUCAACGUCUGGUGGAUAUGAAGAAGACGCUCCAGGAGGAACUGAAAGGUCAGCAGAAUGGUAACAACAAUAAUAACAUUGUCGCCCACUACAUGGGUGGCGUUCAACCACCAUCCCAUGAUCGAUCGCUGGAACGAUCGAAAAGCUUCGAGGGGAAAUCGAUUGUAAAAGAGAACGGAACCCUGAAGCACAACGAAAAGAGCAGCGGACCUGUGGUGAUGGAUGAGGUGAACUUCCGCUAUCUGAAGCAUGUGAUAAUCAAAUUUCUAACUAGUCGUGAGGUUGAAGCAAGACAUUUAAUAAAGGCCGUCUCUACACUGCUGCAGCUUAGCUACGAGGAAGAGAAACUGCUGCAGGACACGCUGAACUGGAAGAUGAGCUGGUUCGGUAGCCGACCGGGCCAGGUACCGAUGUCUACUAGCUAAAAACAUCUGCCUCACACAAUACUACCACCCCAUGGUGCAGACGUGCGACGGUUAUACGUCCACAACACGCUUCACGCAACGCCUCUAGCAUAUCUCCUAUACAAUUUUCACUUAUUUAUCGGAAUCUUCCAUAGCGACAAUUCAGAAGAAGAAACUCAAACAAACCAAAGCGUAAUCUCUAGCGUAUAUCAGACGGGACACACAGUGCAAGAGAAGUAACAUAAUCAAAAAAGCAUGGGCAAUUGACGCAAAUGAAAUGUGAGUGAAUGAUUUCGCAUACCUAUGAUUUCUGCACAAAGCUGGUAAAGUUUUCUCGGGCUUUCGUUUACUUCCAACGCUAUCUACGUGCAUUUAUUAAAUGCAUUGGUUUACAUUCAUAACCUUAUAUUACCGACAUUCCUCAGUUAAACGAAUAUUUAUACAAAAGAAAACGGCAAACUUUUAUACAAUUAUCAUUGCUUACAGUUGUACUACCGUAUGUGAUUUUGCUUUCCAAAGAUACUAAGUAUUUACAAUGCCAUAGUAUUAGAAGAGGCGAUUUUUUCGUGUGAUUUGAUGAGUGAUUUGUUUUGUUAAGCACGUUUUCUUAAAAAUAUGUUAGCUUUUGUAUUAUUUUUAUAAUACGUAUAUAUAUAUAUGAAGCUUGGAUUCAUUAGAAAAGAGUAGCACACGGUGCAAAAAUUUAAUCAUUUUCGGCUUGUGGCGAUUGUUGAAUGGUAGUGACAGUGCAAGACGUGCGUGCAAUAACGAUUUGAAGUGAAUUAACCCGCCCCCGAAAGGACUGUUAUCGCAGGCUACAGCUGGGGGAAAGAAGGAAGGCUUUAUACAAAACAAGCCUAGCCCGCCCAAAACAGGUUCAUUGUUCAUGUGUUCCACACAGCCAUUAUUCAUGUUUAUACGAAUUCGAAUAAAUCAAUAAAU
Anopheles moucheti is the source of this 3609-nucleotide messenger RNA. RefSeq names its product golgin subfamily A member 1 (gene Golgin97). Gene Ontology annotation, cellular component: Golgi apparatus. Lineage: Eukaryota; Metazoa; Arthropoda; Insecta; Diptera; Culicidae. The transcript has 7 exons. Bases 811 to 2688 code for a protein of 625 amino acids. The record is from RefSeq and is a predicted model, not a curated record.